GGAAACACGGUAGUUAGGCAUGUUUAUCUGAAGCCGUUAACCAUUAAUCCUCCUAAGGAGUACAAGUGUGCAAUUUUUCCACCCAAUUUAAACUGGUCUCACACCUCUCAGAGGGAGCACACACCACAUUUGGAGAAGGGACUCAUGGCUGACGGAAAAGCAAUGCACAUUGUAGAGAUCAUAUUGGUGAUACUUUACACAUUUGCGCCUGCAUGCUGUGGAGCAAAUGUUAAAAUUGGCGUCCCAGAGAACUAUGACGGUAUUUUCCCGUGGUACCUAGCCAAGCUCCACGGCCUGCCGGGUAAUUACAGUGAUCUGGUUGUAACAGGGGAUGAUGAGGGGAUAUUUGGAGUUGAUGCUCAGUUCCUCUAUGCUCUCAAACCACUGGACAGAGAAAAACAACCGUCCUACUCUCUGCAGGUGUCCUUCAGAACAUCAGUGCACCGUCAGAGCUUCACCGUGGAAGUGUGCGUCAUUGACAAGAACGACAACGUGCCUACUUUCAUAGAGAUGAGCAUGAGAGGCAGCGUGCAGCUCGGGCUUCUCAAAGGAAUCCCCUUCAUGCAGGUGGAGGCUCUGGACCGCGAUGACCGUAACACCGCCCACGCCGAGCUGCGCUUCAGCCUCAUGGAACAGACGCCCAGGAUCCCCUCCAGUCAAAUGUUCUUCAUCGACUCCAUCACUGGAGAGGUUUCCCUCACUGAGGAAGGAGCCUCCACUCUAGACCCAGAGAUGUGUGGCCGGUAUAAACUCUCCGUGAUGGUGAAAGACAUGGCGGGGAAGGCCGACGCUUUCUUCUCCACCGGCAUCGUUACGGUAGAGGUGACAGGGAACACCUGGGCAUCACCUGACCCUGUGAGACUUCAGGAGAACCUCCCUGGCCCUUACCCAAUCCCAAUCUCACAGGUCAAGUGGAGUGGGAGUCAGGCAGAGUACAGCCUGGAGGGGGAGUUUCCAGAAAUGCUCUUCACAAUCAGCAGAGAAGGAGUCAUUUAUCUCAACGCGCCACUGGACAGAGAGACACAAGAUCAGUUCCAGAUCAGCAUUGUGGUGGAGCGUCCAGAUGGCAGAGAGAUUGCAAAGCCUGUGGAGUUGAGGGUGAUGGUGGGCGAUGCUAAUGAUAACAGACCCACCUUUCCACAAGCACAGUACCAUACUGUGGUCAAGGAGCUGGCUGCUCGAGGGACAGAGAUCCUGACGGUUCAGGCGGCGGAUAACGACGACCCAAAAACAGACAACGUUCGGAUCUUCUAUCGUUUAGUGGGACAGAUUCCAGAGAGUCCUCGAGCCCUCUUCAGAGUGGAUCGUGACUCAGGGGUGAUCUCAGUCCAAGCUGACAGUAUGGAAGGCACAGCACCUCAGUACACACUCACCAUCACUGCUGAAGACGCUAAAGGUCUCAACAGCUCGUGCACUGUGGUCGUGACGGUGCAGGAUGAGAACAACAACCCGCCGGUCUUCUCCCAACAUGAGUAUGGGCCUUUUCACAUCCCAGAGAACGCUCCAGUGGGCACCACGGUAACAGCUGUGCUGGCGGGGGAUGCAGAUGUUCGUGGAGGAGACAGCUGGCAGGUGGACUACCGUUUGGAAUCCGGAAACGAGGAGGACGUCUUUACAUUAGUCACCGACAAGCAGACCAAUGAGGUCUCACUCGUCCUUUCGAAAGUCUUGGACUUUGAGCGUGAGAGUGAGUACAUCCUCGUGAUCAGUGCUCAGAACCCGGUGGCUCUGGUCCGUGGCAGAUACGGACCUGCAUCCACAGCGACUGUCUCCAUUUAUGUCGACGACGUGAAUGAAGGUCCGAUCCUGUCUCAGAGCCACUAUGAGGUGACCGUCAGAGAAGGAGAGGAACCAGGACGGGUGAUCGCCACCAUCCGGGGAUACGACCCUGAUUCUCACCCAAUCAGAUACUCCCUCCAAGGAGACACAAAGAAAUAUUUUUCUAUUGGGAAGUAUUCGGGUGAACUAAAGACGGUGCAGGCCUUGGAUAGAGAGGAGAACAGCACUUACACCAUGGAGGUCAUUGCAGUGGAUGGAAGAAACUCAUCCUUAUCUGCCUCCACCCUGGUGACGGUCCAGAUUCUGGAUGUGAAUGACAACAGUCCAGUGCUGGUUGGUGAUUACUCCUGGAAGUACCUGUGCACGCCCCGCUGGGAGGACCAAGCUCUGGUGCUUGCCUCUCGGGACAGUGACGGGCCGCAGCACGGAGGCCGGCUCAACUUCUCCCUGCGCAGUGACGCCACAGUCCGACGGAACUGGAAGCUAACUCCUAUAAAUGAUACUCACACCAACUUGUCCUUAAACAUCCCUUACCUGGCCCCUGAGGUCUACACAGUGCCCUUCACAAUCUCAGACAGCAGCUCUCCUCCCAGGAGCACCUUCAUAAACCUGCCAGUGACAGUGUGUCCCUGCAACGUCAGAGGGAACUGCAAAAUGGCUGCAAAACAGCUGCCGGGCAUGCCAACUAUCCAGUCUGCAGUGGGCAUCCUCCUUGGCACCUUUGCCGUCAUAGGAACCAUCCUCAUUGUUGUAUUUGUGAGACUCUCCUACCAGAACCCCAAAGAACCGAGCAAAACUAACCAGGAGAGAGUUCCUCUUAAGACUUCAAUCUAAUCACAAAGGUAUUGCGUAGUUUGUCCUGGUUUCUGCUCAGGCCAACUGCAACUCUGCUGUUGCUUUCAGGGUCAUAAAUUCAUGAAAUGACUGUGAAUGUCAAAAAAUAAAUGUAUAUUUCAGUAAUUUGAUCUUUGUUGGAUCGAUUGGUUCAGUUGUUGCAGAAUUAGAAGAUAUUUCAGACUAGUGAAGUAAUGAAUGUAAUGUAUUUAGGUUUGUGUCAGGGACGUGAUGUUGACUUAAGUUUGUCAUUUUUUUAUUGCUCUGUACCUUUUUGUUUGUUUCUCAACUUCUAUCUAUUUACUACAGGAGAGAAUGUGGGCCACUGAUGUUAAAAAAAGAGAGAAAGGGAAUAAAGUAAAUAAAUAAUUCCCCUAUUUCAAAGGUUAUUAUAUUUAUAAUUAAAAAAUAUGUUUUUAAGUCAUAACUCAACCAGAAAAAAACAACACGACUCUACUCUCACAACCUUCUCUCUAUACUUUCUUGUAUUUACUCUGCAUGAAGAAGUUAUUGAUUUUAGUUACACCGGUCUGAUAUUUGAACUCUGAUUCCGGAUUAUGAUCACAUGUGACAGAAAGAUUGAUGUAAAACCGUAAAUCUGAGGAAACCUGCUUGUAAAUUCUGAAAUGUGAUUUAACAUCCUGUGACACAUUAGCAGAAUUAAAAUGAUGCGAGCACCAUUCAUGCAUCAUUUCUUUUCAAAUCUGAUGUUUUUGUUUUUGUGUUUGUUCUAUUCAUUUCACGCAGGUCUUAAUGUAUAGAAUCCACACUACAGAGCUGAGCAGUAAUGGAUUUGGAUAUCUCUCAUUAACUAUAAGAAACACUUUCUUCUCUACCUGCUAGCUUCUGCAUUACAAACCCAAACACUGUUAAUGUAAUGCGACAGUCUGAAAUGUCAUGUUUGUAACUUCAUUAGCAGCGCACUCCAGUCUGUGUGAUUAAGCCUUUAUGAACGCUGACCCAGGUGACCUCACAAGCAGGCAAAGCUAUAUUCAGACCAAAGUGUGGCUAUAAAUAGAUCGUGGAAGGUCCACUGGAUGACAUUUACCCAGCAUUGUCCAACAAACCGAUCACCUCCCAUUCACAGAAGACAAACUGAAUAAAUGCUCUACACUCCA
This is a messenger RNA of Notolabrus celidotus (New Zealand spotty), 3731 nucleotides long. RefSeq names its product cadherin 16, KSP-cadherin (gene cdh16). NCBI's taxonomy places the organism in Eukaryota, Metazoa, Chordata, Actinopteri, Labriformes, Labridae. The record is from RefSeq and is a predicted model, not a curated record. Gene Ontology annotation, biological process: cell-cell junction assembly; adherens junction organization; multicellular organism development. Gene Ontology annotation, cellular component: catenin complex; adherens junction; plasma membrane. Gene Ontology annotation, molecular function: calcium ion binding; cadherin binding. The transcript is spliced from 18 exons. Bases 145 to 2613 code for a protein of 822 amino acids.